CAGCUGGCGGGGAUUGUCUGUUCUUCCAGGGUACAAAGUUCGGCACGGUUGAAUUCUCCGUUCCGUUCCACGAAAUUUCUCGUUCUCGUUCCGCUCGACUUUCUCAUCGUCUCGUUGUGUUCUCCCUGCUUCCUAGGAAGCUCCAACCAGUUUCUACAUCAAUCAUCACCCGUGAGCCAGCCCUGUGCUAUGUCGGACAGCGAGGAGGAGUCGGUUCCCAGCGGGGACGAGGAAGAAGAGGAAGAGGACGAGGAAGAGGAACUGUUAGAAGAGUAUGAAAAGGCCAAGAAGCCACGGAACCAGUUCAUCUAUGAAGAAGCAGAGGAAACGGACGAGGAGGAGGAGGAGGAUGAGUGGGAGACCGGAGCUGAAACGCUGCUGAAGGAGACGAGAAAUCGAACAUCCACUUACGACUCCCACGAAGAUGAUGCUAGCAAGCAGAGGCAGCUGGACAUGAAGAGGAUAUGGUCAGAGGAGUCCGAGGAGAGUAUUGAAGAGUACUACAAGAAGAAGUAUGCCUCCACUCCCACCAUUGGGAUUGAUGAGAUGGAGAACCAGCCGAGGGAGAUUCAGCAGCAGCGCCUCCUGCCUGGAGUCAAGGACCCCAACCUGUGGAUGGUAAAGUGUCGUAUCGGGACGGAAAAGGAGACGGUCAUCACGCUCAUGAAGAAGUUCAUCCAGAUGCAGUUUGGAGACAGUCCUCUACAGAUCAAGAGUGUGGUGGCCAAGGAGGGCAUCAAGGGCUACGUGUACAUCGAGGCCUUCAAACAGCAACACGUGAAGCAGGCCAUCGAGGACAUACGUAACCUGAGCAUGGGGAAGUGGCAACAGCUGAUGGUGCCCAUCAGAGAGAUGACCGACGUUCUCAGGGUGUUUAAGGACGACGCUGCACUCAAGAGGGGUUCGUGGGUCAGAAUCAAACGUGGCAUGUACCGAGAUGACAUUGCACAGGUUGACUAUGUGGACAAGUCCAGGAACCAGGUGGCUCUGAAGAUGCUGCCUCGUGUCGACUACUCCCGCAAGAGAGGAGCACUGAAGGGUACCGAGGACGCCACUCGCAAACGCAAGAGAGGCAGGCCGCCGGCCAAGCUGUUCGACCAGGAGGCCAUCAAGUCAGUAGGAGGAGAGGUGAGCCACGAUGGAGACUUUGUCGUCUUCGAAGGAAACCACUUCAGAAACGGGUUCCUCUACAAGAACUUUGGAAUGUCUGCCAUCGUAAGUGGCUCUUAACAAAUUGCUCCCUGACUAAUAUCCUUGAUCAAUAUACAUAUGUACGUAUGUAUACAGUGGA
Messenger RNA from Geodia barretti, 1291 nucleotides. Lineage: Eukaryota; Metazoa; Porifera; Demospongiae; Tetractinellida; Geodiidae. The record is from the annotation of a GenBank genome assembly.